Molecule: messenger RNA, 2633 nt
Organism: Dama dama (fallow deer)
Lineage: Eukaryota; Metazoa; Chordata; Mammalia; Artiodactyla; Cervidae
Gene: AKAP4
Product: A-kinase anchoring protein 4
Exons: 6
Coding region: 54-2633 (859 amino acids)
Biological process (GO): intracellular protein localization
Cellular component (GO): cytoplasm; sperm fibrous sheath; sperm principal piece
Molecular function (GO): protein kinase A binding
Source: RefSeq, a predicted model, not a curated record
GUCAAGCUGAAAGGGUCAUCACAACUCCAAAUUUAAAAGAAAAAGCCAUUCCAAUGUCCUACAAAAUAACCUAUUCUGAUACUACAAAGAUGUCUGAUGAUAUUGACUGGUUACACAGCCGCAGGGGCGUGUGCAAGGUUGAUCUCUACAGCCCAACAGGACAAAAAGAGCAGGACCGGAAAGUGAUAUGCUUUGUCGAUGUGUCUACCCUGAGCGUGGAAGAUAGAAAUUCUAAGGAUGCUGCUGGUUGUAGUUCAGAAGGUGACUUAAACCUGGAGAAUCUAGAAGAAAAAGAAAUUAUUGUGAUCAAGGAUACUGAGAAGCAAGACCAGUCUAAGACGGAGGGGUCAGUGUGCCUUUUCAAACAAGCUCCUUCUGAUCCUUUAAGUGUCCUCAAUUGGCUUCUGAAUGAUCUUCAAAAGUACGCCCUAGGUUUCCAACAUGCACUGAGUCCCUCAGCCUCCAGUUGUAAACAUAAAGUAGGAGAGACAGAGGGAAACUGUCAAAAAUUGCCUUCUGGGAACUGCUACAGCGUCUAUGCCGAUCACCUGAACAUAGAUUAUGUAAACAAUGAACCUCAGAGUCAUCGUCUGGAAAUGACAGCAGCCAAAAACACCAACAAUAACCAGAGUCCUUCCAGUCCUCCAGGCAAAUCUCCUAGUAAUCAGAAGGCAGUUAUCUCCCCUGAUGGAGAAUGUUCUAUGGAUGAUCUCUCCUUCUAUGUCAAUCGAUUGUCUUCUCUGGUAAUCCAGAUGGCCCGUAAGGAAAUCAAGGAGAAGUUAGAAGGUGGUAGCAAAUGUCUUCAUCAUUCGAUCUAUCCACCCAGUGGGGACAAAGGGAAAAACAGCCCUCGCAGUGCUGUGAGCAAGAUCGCUUCUGAAAUGGCCCAUGAUGCAGUAGAAGUGACCUCUGCAGAAAUGCGGGGCACUGGGGAGGAGUGUAGGGAUGGUGGUCGAAAAACCUUUCUGUAUAGUGAAUUAUCCAACAAGAACAAAGGCGGAGACAAGCAGAUGUGCCAAAGAGACAGCAAAGAAUUUGCAGAAUCCAUCAGCAAAGGACUCAUGGUUUAUGCCAAUCAAGUGGCAUCUGAUAUGAUGGUUUCUGUUAUGAAGACCUUGAAAGUUCAUAGCUCUGGGAAACCAAUUCCAGCUUGUGUGGUCCUGAAGAGGGUGCUAUUGAAACAUACCAAAGAAAUUGUGUCAGAUUUGAUUGACUCCUGUAUGAAGAACCUACAUAACAUCACUGGGGUCCUGAUGACCGACUCAGACUUUGUCUCAGCUGUCAAGAGGAAUCUGUUCAAUCAUGGGAAACAAAAUGCUGCUGAUAUCAUGGAGGCUAUGCUGAAACGUUUGGUCAACGCUCUUCUUGGUGAAAAAAAGGAAACUAAGUCUCAGUGUUUGUCAUAUACAUCCUUGAAAGCCGGGUCCCAUGAUGCCAAAUGCAAGAACCAAAGUCUUGAAUUUUCAGUUGUGAAGGCUGAGAUGAAGGGAAAGGACAAGGGCAAAGUGAAACAAGAGGAAUCCAAGUCUUUAACCAGUGCCGAGAAAGUCAGUGAACAUAUCCUCAAGGAGAGCCUGACUGUGUGGAACCAAAAGCAGGGUAAUCAAGGCAAGAUGCCUAGCAAAACCUGUCCCCAUAAGGAGGAAAAGAAAGAGAAGAUCAGCCCUUCCACAGAUUCACUGGCAAAGGACUUGAUUGUCUCUGCCCUUAUGCUGAUCCAAUACCAUCUGACCCAGCAGUCCAAGGGCAAAGAGGCAUGUGAAGAUGACUGUCCACCUGGUACCAUGAGCUAUAUGACCCAGAGUGCCCAAUAUGAAAAGUGCGGAGGUAGCCAAAGUGCUAAGGCACUUUCAAUGAAACAUCUAGAAACUCGUGGAGCACCUGGACCAUCCACCUCUCUGAAGGACAAUCAACAUCUGGAUUCCCAGAAGCUGGAUAUGUCAAACAUGGUUCUAUCACUUAUUCAAAAACUGCUUAAUGAGAGCCCCUUCAACUGUGAAGAUCUAUGUGAAGGUGAGAACAAACAUUCUGACAUCAGAACAAACAAAUCAACCUCCAUCUUCAAGAAGGCUGACAGAGAGGAUGAAGGCCAGGACAAUCGAGAAUUUGACUUUAUCAGUGGGAUGAAGCAAGUGAACCGACAAUUUAUAGAUCAGCUGGUAGAAUCUGUGAUGAAGCUGUGCCUUAUCAUGGCUAAGUAUAGCAACAACGGGGCAGCCCUCACUGAUUUGGAAGAGCAAGCAUCCUCAUCCAACAACUCUAAUGUUUACCAGGCCAGUGGCCCCAGAGGUAGUCAUGAAGCUGGGAUGGGUCAGAGCUACCAAGACUCUCGUGGGCCCGAGGUGAUCGUCAAUAAUCAGUGCUCAACAAGCAACUUGCAAAAGCAGCUCCAAGCUGUCCUGCAGUGGAUUGCAGCCUCACAGUUUAAUGUACCCAUGCUCUACUUCAUGGGAGACGAUGAUGGACAACUGGAGAAGCUUCCUGAAGUUUCCGCUAAGGCAGCAGAGAAGGGGUACAGUGUAGGAGAUCUUCUUCAAGAGGUCAUGAAGUUUGCCAAGGAACGACAACUGGAUGAAGCCGUGGGAAACAUGGCUAGAAAACAACUGCUAGACUGGCUGCUCACUAACCUGUGA